Molecule: messenger RNA, 768 nt
Organism: Perca flavescens (yellow perch)
Lineage: Eukaryota; Metazoa; Chordata; Actinopteri; Perciformes; Percidae
Gene: bag1
Product: BCL2 associated athanogene 1
Exons: 7
Coding region: 70-693 (207 amino acids)
Biological process (GO): protein stabilization
Cellular component (GO): cytoplasm; cytosol; membrane
Molecular function (GO): adenyl-nucleotide exchange factor activity; protein-folding chaperone binding
Source: RefSeq, a predicted model, not a curated record
CGGAAGUAGUUAGCGAGCAACAGAGCUAGCCGUGUGAUUCAUGUUGUGAAAAGGACGCUAAAAACCAAAAUGUCAGAUCAAACGAUAACAGUGACAGUUGCAUACGGAUCAACUAAGCACAGCAUCACGGUAACUGGCCAGGAUGAUGGCAAGGGCCCCAUUGUCAAAGACCUCGCAGAUGCUCUCACCCAAGCUACUGGAGUUCCUCAAACUUCACAGAAACUCAUCUUUAAAGGGAAAUCACUGAAGGACGUGGAGGAGAGUCUGUCCAGCUAUGGAAUAAAAGAAGGCUGCAAACUCAUGAUGAUUGGAAAGCGGAACAGUCCUGAGGAGGAAGCUGAACUGAAGAAGCUGAAAGACAUUGAAAAAUCUGUGGAACAGACGGCUAAAAAGCUGGAGAAGGUAGACGGAGAGUUGACUGGACUCAAGAAUGGCUUCCUGGCCAAAGACCUUCAGGCAGAGGCGUUGGGUAAACUGGACCACAGAGUGAAAAUAGCAGCUGAACAGUUCAUGAAGAUCCUGGAGCAGAUAGAUGCUUUGAGUAUCCUAGACAGUUUCAAUGACUGCAAAAUUAAGAAAAAGGGACUUGUAAAGGUGGUGCAGGAUUUCCUGGCCCAGUGUGACAAGAUCGAGGCUUGUAUAUCAGACCACCUCUCAAAGAUCCAGUCGAAAAAUCUUGCCCUGGCGGAGUAGAGUCACAAAGUCUCACAUAUCAUGCUAUACGUUGCUCUGUGAGCAACUGCAAAGUGUAAAAAAAGCGUCAAGUGU